AUGACGGACAAAACGGCAAAGUACAAGACGGAGAUCCAGCAGAUGAUGUAUGUUUCUGGGGAAACAGCAGAAGCAUCAUCUGAGACUACUGGUAUGAUAGAGGAGAUCGUUCGACAACAAGUUAUUGAAAUGCUUCGUCAAUGUACUGAACAAGCAUCCCGCCGCGGGAGUCGUUCAAUAUCCACCGACGAUUUAAUUUUCCUGAUUCGCCACGAUCAAGCUAAGGUCUCUCGUCUCCGAACCUUUCUUUCCUGGAAAGACGUCCGUAAAAACGUCAAAGACUCGGACGAAAAGGGCGGCGACGCAGAUAUCGGAGCCGGUGACGAACCCGUCGGAGCCAAUGCCCCCAUCCCAGAUACCACGAAGAAAAACAAGAAAGCCAAAGUCGGUCUCCCAUGGGAAGUCCCCUCGUUAUACAGCCAAGAGGUACCCGAGCGCGAAGACGAAGAAGAUGAAGACGAGGAAGAAAUGAAUUACGCAACUUUACAGCGUCUCAAGAAAGCCGACGAACGCACCAAGGCCAUGACGAAAGAAGAAUAUGUUACCUGGUCUGAAUAUCGUCAAGCUUCGUUUACCUUCCGUAAAGGAAAGCGAUUCAAGGAAUGGGCCGGCUUUGGCGUCGUCACGGAUUCUAAACCUAACGAUGAUAUUGUAGAUAUCCUCGGGUUCCUGACCUUUGAAAUCGUGCAGACAUUGACGGAAGAAGCUUUGAAGAUCAAGGAACAAGAAGACUUGGGUAAGGAGAAGAGCGGUGGUGAACAAACAGGCAAGAAGAGAAAGGUGCAAGGAUUGUUUGAUCCGCCAAGUGAGGGAAGAACUCCGGUCGAGACGAGACAUAUCCAAGAGGCGUUUAGAAGAUUACAGCAGAGGCCAACGAAACAGAGAGCGAUGUGUAACUUUACUAGAGGUCUGAAUAGGACGCCUUUGAAAUUGUUCUAA
Messenger RNA from Botrytis byssoidea, 939 nucleotides. RefSeq lists its product as uncharacterized. Gene Ontology annotation, cellular component: SAGA complex. Gene Ontology annotation, biological process: transcription by RNA polymerase II. The transcript has 4 exons. Gene Ontology annotation, molecular function: transcription coregulator activity; protein heterodimerization activity. Bases 1 to 939 code for a protein of 312 amino acids. The record is from RefSeq and is a predicted model, not a curated record. Lineage: Eukaryota; Fungi; Ascomycota; Leotiomycetes; Helotiales; Sclerotiniaceae.